This is a messenger RNA of Rhododendron vialii, 2297 nucleotides long. Its product is annotated as probable serine/threonine-protein kinase PBL22. The record is from RefSeq and is a predicted model, not a curated record. Bases 1 to 1665 code for a protein of 554 amino acids. Gene Ontology annotation, biological process: protein autophosphorylation. Gene Ontology annotation, molecular function: ATP binding; transmembrane receptor protein tyrosine kinase activity. The transcript is spliced from 4 exons. Gene Ontology annotation, cellular component: plasmodesma; plasma membrane. Lineage: Eukaryota; Viridiplantae; Streptophyta; Magnoliopsida; Ericales; Ericaceae.
AUGGAGAAUUUUGCACAAGACCUGCUUUUUGAUCAUUCACAAGACCUGCUUAACAUUCGCAUUUCGGGUCACGAAUUGCCGUUUCCUAAUCCAAGGAACCCCUUUGUUGAAGCGGGAGCCUCGGCCACUGACUUUGGUGAGAUUCCGCCUCUGCCGUUUAGUAACCCCUCUGCGUUUCCUGAUCCUGACAUGGGUGAGGUUCCACAUGCUCCGUUUCCUAAUCCCUUUGAUCAAGCGGGAGCCGCGUCCACUGACUCGCUCUGUUUAAAGAGCUGGGAGAAUGCAAUUGAUGGUGGCGUGGAUAAAUUGGAGGAAUCUUGUCGUUUUUUUCCACUAUCUACGAUAUUAAAAGCGACUAAUGACUUUGACGAUGCAUUAGUUGUUGGAAUUGGUGGAUUCGGUAAGGUAUACAAAGCAAUCAUCGACGAUGGCACCGUUGUUGCCAUAAAGCGGUUGAAUGCCGAGUCCAACCAAGGCGCUGAAGAAUUUUGGACAGAGGUAAAGUUGCUUUCAAAGCUCCGGCAUGCGCAUCUCGUUUCACUCGUCGGCUAUUGCAACGAGCAUCAAGAGAUGAUUCUUGUUUACGAAUACAUGGCUUAUGGGACUCUCGCCAGUCAUCUUUACAAAUCAAGUAGAGAAGGAAGCGGUAAAGGCCUAUCUCCCCUAACAUGGGCUCAAAGGCUAAACAUUUGCCUUGGUGCUGCACGAGGACUCGACUAUCUUCAUACCGGUACCAAACAACCUAUCAUACACCGAGAUGUGAAGACCACAAACAUAUUGUUGGACGAGAAUUGGGUAGCAAAGGUUUCUGAUUUUGGGAUAUGUAAACUCAUUACAAGCCAAACAACAACCCAUGUUAGCACAAAAGUCAAAGCAACAAGAGGAUAUUGGGAUCCAGAUUAUAUCUACACCAAUCGAGUAACCAGGAAAUCUGAUGUGUAUGCAUUUGGCGUGGUGCUGUUGGAAGUCUUGUGUGGUCGACCACCGUUAGAUCACAGACUCGAGGAGGAGCAAAUUAGUCUAAUUCUUUGGGUGAAAGAUCGUAUCGAAAACGGAAAGCUUGACCGGAUCAUUGAUCCCUCUCUGAAUGGAGAAAUAACACCACAAAGUCUUAAGUACUUUUCCAAACUUGCGAACAAUUGUUUACAUACUAAACCAAAGGAAAGGCCUACAAUGUCUGAAGUAGUGGAGAUCCUUCAGAAUGCAUUGGAGUUGCAUGAGCAUAAGGAAAGAUCAUGGAGAACAAUCACAAAGGCGUUUCAGGGUAUAAAACUUGUGCCUAUGGGUAUGAAUCGCUGGUGGAGAGAAGGGAACGGCAACGGUUCAAACGACGGUGGAGAACUGCCGAAGAAGUCUUUUCCGCAACCAAUUUUCGAUGACGUUACCCAUUCAGUUGACCCUCAUUUCUCGCUUGCUGAGAUUCAUGCUGGCACGAAUAAUUUCAACAAGAGUCUUUUGAAAGAAUAUAGUAAUGUUGAUGUCUUUACGUAUAAGGAGAUGAGGUUGGCAACAAUGCACUUCCAGCCUGCUAUAGUGCUUGGUGAGGGUGGUUUUGGGAUAGUGUAUAAAGGAGUUAUAGAUGAGAGUGUGAGGCCAGGUUACGAGACCACAAAUGUUGCUAUUAAGGUGCUUGCUCCUCAAGGGUUUCAAGGGGACAGAGAGUAGCUUGUGGAGGAAGGUGGUGGCUUUGAAGUAUGGGAGUGGCAGAGUGCACAAGGUGACUGGGCUGGCAAGAGGUCAUUGAUGUGUUACAGGUUGACCUUUAGAGAGAAAAUUAGGAAAUCUGGGAGGACUUUUUGAGUUUCCGUAGUUCUGUGGUGAGGGAUGGUAGGAAAGAUAAGUUUUGCUCUCAUGUGCGGUUUGGCGGUUUGGCAGAGUAAUAGGUCUGCUGCAAUAAGACAUGGGUGUGGUGUUUUGUGGGACAUAUGGCGACAAACGGAGGUGCAUAAAUAGGAGUUCUAUGAGUUGAGGGAUAUGGAGAGGCUUUGUCUUGUCUAGCUUUGAUUUCGGGUACAACGUACUGACAUGGAUAUUAGAUGUUUUUGGGGACAUUUUGAAUACUUUUUUGUUAACUAUCAAGGUUGAGUGGGUGGGUCUUUUUUUCUUCUUCCUUAGUCUGAAUUCUCAUGCUGGCUCAUGAAAAAUUCUCAUGUGCAACCAAGACGGGAAAACAGCAACACAGCUUCUAUGCAUUGUUGGACAGCUUGUGUAUAUUGGACAUCGGGACUUUCUUGGUUAGGUGUGGUGUUGAUGGUUCCAUCAGAGGCGAUGGAACUUCUCCAUUUGUUGGUAGGGGG